Messenger RNA from Thunnus maccoyii (southern bluefin tuna), 1182 nucleotides. Its product is annotated as surfeit locus protein 1. Bases 101 to 1015 code for a protein of 304 amino acids. The record is from RefSeq and is a predicted model, not a curated record. Gene Ontology annotation, biological process: mitochondrial respiratory chain complex IV assembly. Gene Ontology annotation, cellular component: mitochondrion; membrane. NCBI's taxonomy places the organism in Eukaryota, Metazoa, Chordata, Actinopteri, Scombriformes, Scombridae. The transcript is spliced from 9 exons.
AGAACUCCCCCUCUGACUAGAAACAUGUCGGUUAUGUAGCUGUUAUUUAGGAGGUCGUCUCUCUAUUUGUGCCCCGUUUUCAUCGAUGUUUUGAUUCAGCAUGGCCUCUCUAAAAGCUGUGCUGGCUUUUUCUACCAGGACGAUCACGACACUGAAGACAAAGACGCAUGUCAUUUACAUCAAGAGGACUCUUCUCCUGCCCAGACUGCCUCUCCUCAAACGAGCAGACGGCAGGUUUAUUAACUGGUGCCAGUCCCGCUCCACAGCAACCAGAGCAGAGAGCGGAGAAGACUCUUUCCUCAAAUGGUUCCUGCUGCUGAUCCCUGCCACCACCUUCGGCCUCGGCACAUGGCAGAUGAAACGGCGUCAGUGGAAACUGCAGCUGAUUGACGAGCUGAGACGACUCACGACUGCAGAGCCCAUUCCUCUUCCUCUUGAUCCACAUGAGCUGAAUCAGCUGGAGUACAGACGGGUGAAAGUGCGAGGACAGUACGACCACUCACAGGAGCUCUACAUUCUGCCCCGCUCACCAGUCGACCCGGAGAAAGAGGCCAGAGAGGCGGGGAGGCUGUCCUCCAGCGGAGAGACGGGCGCCAAUGUCAUCACCCCGUUCCGCUGCACUGACCUCGGCAUCACAAUCCUGGUGAACAGAGGAUACGUUCCCAAGCAGAAGAUCAGACCAGAGACCAGGAUGAAGGGACAGAUGGAAGGUGAGGUGGAAGUAGUCGGGGUCGUCAGGCUGACAGAGACCCGUAAACCCUUCGUACCCAACAACGAUGUGGACAGAAACCGCUGGCAUUUCCGCGACCUGGAGGCCAUGUCCCGCGUCACCGGAGCGGAGCCCAUUUUCAUCGAUGCUGACUUUGCGAGCACCAUUCCUGGUGGACCGAUAGGUGGACAGACAAGAGUUACGCUGAGGAAUGAACACAUGCAGUACGUCAUAACAUGGUACGGCCUGUGUGCAGCGACCUCUUAUAUGUGGUAUGCAAAGUUCAUCAAGAAGAUUAAAUUGUGAAAUGCAGUGAAAUGGUUGAAUUAGACAUGAACACCUUGUCAUGUGUUUGAUUUGUACUGCAUCAGCUCACCAGCCUGCAGCAAAUAUUCACUGACAAAUAUGUAAAUAGCUGUGAAUUAUUCUCCUGAAUAAUGUAUGAGAAUAUUAAUAAAUUAACUUUGCUGUCA